ACGCAACCUCGUCCGCUCGCUGGAAGCAGACCGUCCUCCGCCAGCCAAGCACACGUACUUCCGGUCCGAGAUGCGCUCCUACACCGCUCAGAUGCUGAUGCUCGCGCUGCUCCUGGCGGCGCUGAGCCUCGUCGCGGCCGGCCCCCGCUCCUACCCCAGCCAGAGGAGCAAGCCCCGAGCCAUCCGCGGCUUCAAGAACGCGGCGCUGUCCACUGCUCGGGGCUUCGGCAAGCGAGACGGCUCCGAGCUGCCCGACCCAGACCAGCCAGAACGCUUCUCCGUGGACAGCCUGCCUGUGGACUGGUUCGUGCAGGAGCUGCGCUCCAACCCGGAGCUGGCCAGGAUCAUCGUGCACAAGUUCGUGGAUGCGGAUCAGGACGGCGAGCUGUCGGCUGAAGAAUUGCUGCGACCUGUGUACUGAGCGAGGCCGGCGGCCCCCCUGUAGCCCCUUCCCCCUCUCUCAGGCCACUUUUGGUACAGUGCAAUAAACUAAACGUUUUGUUUUACAGACAUGCGAGUGAUUUGAUCCCUCUCCAGCUGAAGACCAC
Molecule: messenger RNA, 548 nt
Organism: Bacillus rossius redtenbacheri
Lineage: Eukaryota; Metazoa; Arthropoda; Insecta; Phasmatodea; Bacillidae
Product: allatotropins-like
Exons: 3
Coding region: 71-421 (116 amino acids)
Source: RefSeq, a predicted model, not a curated record